This is a messenger RNA of Gavia stellata (red-throated loon), 1344 nucleotides long. It is a transcript of the gene CARD8, whose product is annotated as caspase recruitment domain family member 8. Lineage: Eukaryota; Metazoa; Chordata; Aves; Gaviiformes; Gaviidae. The record is from RefSeq and is a predicted model, not a curated record. Gene Ontology annotation, molecular function: protein binding. Gene Ontology annotation, cellular component: canonical inflammasome complex. Gene Ontology annotation, biological process: regulation of apoptotic process.
AUGGCGGAGCAGCAGCCCACGGCUGACAGCCCUGGUGAGUUCUGCGUCUUCAUUAAGACUUCGUGGGGCAAAACGUUUGCAGUGCCAGUGUCUCUGGACGAUAGCGUGUGGGAGCUUAAGGCCAAGCUGAAUGCACAGGACUCCUCCCUGACUCCCGAAACGAGAAUGCUGCUCUACAAUAGCAGACGAAUGGAGGACGACCUGACCCUGCGACCCUAUGAAGUCACACCCAAUGCUUUUUGUUGCGAGGUGGUGGUGAAGCUGUUGAACCUGAUUUUUCAGGAGAGCUAUCACUGGCUGAACCUGGGCUCACAACUGCAGGGAAACUGCUGGCGUUGCAUGGGGGAGGAUCUUCCAGACAUGACACCAGAGAUAACCCAAGACUUUUUGAAGUACCGCACCGUAGCUCACCUCCCUGGUGCAGGCAUCUUCCAGUGCUCCAUCACAGGCCUCAGCUUCGAGGUGAAGGCAGCAGUGACCAUCACCUACAGAUACACCACUUGGACCAGGCACCUGAGCAAGGCUGACCAGGAAAUGUGGGUGCCUGCCAGACCCCUCUUCCACAUCGAGGUGCAGCCCGGUGUCGUGCGGGCAGCACGUCUUCCCCACUUCAUCUGCCUGGCAGGAGACAUAAAUACCAGCCUGUGCUGCAUUGCCCAUUUUAAAUCUGGGAAGAUGACCCUGGAGAGACCAACCAGACUGAUCACUUUCUCUGCUGUCCUGGAGAAUCCCAGCUUCUCGCUGCUUGGGGUGCUUUGGAGGAGGUUAUGUUCAACCUUAAAUCACUCCUUGGUUCUGAUCUUCCAGCAGCUCAGUGCUGCAAAUACAACCCUUCACCUCUACUUGAUCCCAGAUGACAACUCUGGGAAGCAGGCCAUUGAAAAACAAGAAACAAAUUGGAAUUCAAAGCUUAUUCCCAAGCCUCCUCCACUCAAACCCCUGUUCUCUGGCUGCAUUUACUGUGGGACCAGUACAAAUUCUGUGGUGAUAAUGCCUGAAGAUGCCACGUGCCGCAGCGUGGUACUCACCUGCGGCUGCCUGGCCACGUGCAGCACAGUAACAUGGGUUUGGUGUCUGCUAGGCGCAGCCUUCAUGAAGAAGCACAAGACCGAGCUCUGCUCCAGGAUGAGGCAGCUCUCCAGCAUUUUGCUACACUUACAGGAUGCAAACGUCAUCAACGGUGAUGAAGAAGAGGAGGUGCAAGGUCAAAAUACAAGUCAAAGGAAGAACUGACUUUUGCUGGAGCUAACUGAGAAGAAAGGGCUGGAGGCCCAGGAGCAGCUCUGCCAGAUCCUGCGGAUGAAAGACCCGUACCUCAUCACAGACCUGGAGAAGUCCAGCUAG